Molecule: messenger RNA, 3022 nt
Organism: Cydia pomonella (codling moth)
Lineage: Eukaryota; Metazoa; Arthropoda; Insecta; Lepidoptera; Tortricidae
Gene: Oct-TyrR
Product: octopamine receptor
Exons: 4
Coding region: 935-2362 (475 amino acids)
Biological process (GO): adenylate cyclase-activating adrenergic receptor signaling pathway
Cellular component (GO): membrane
Molecular function (GO): octopamine receptor activity
Source: RefSeq, a predicted model, not a curated record
CAAAUGGUGACCACUAUUUUCCGUUAAGGUGAUGAAGUCAAAAGUAAAACUAUAUCACAUAUACGUUGGGGAAUCAUUAGGACUACAAGAUUAAUAUAGGUAGGUACUGGAUUAUACAGGAAUGGAUCGGUUUAUUAGAAAACACCCUUCCCCUAUUGAGGGCGCCACUAGACGGGCGAUGCCCUCUUAAAUGAAAACUUGUAAUAUCGUAGAAAAAUUACGACCGCAGAGAAUGGGGGUGAAGAUAAAAAUGGUGAAAUAUCAUUUGCUGUCUUUGAAACAAGUCGAAUGGAGCUUCAGAUCACCACUUAGAUCAAAAAUUUUCAUUACACAGACUUGUGCGUGGCGUAGUCGGUACGUAGCGCCAGUUCGUAGCAGGCGUCUACGCGAGGCGGUCGUAGAGGGUCUACGAAACUGAGAGAGUAAAAGUUCGAAACUCGAAAUUGUUUAAAUCUAGUGUAAUAUUGUACUUAGACUGGUGAUGUAACUCGUUUAAGAAUGCUAUUUAAGUUAUGGAAAACUUAAAAGUGUCGUAAUGGUGGAAGUUAAAGUUUUGAGUUAGAAACUUUUGAAUUUGAAGAUUUAAGGGGUUUUGAGAUGGAUUGAGUCAUAUCCAAGAAACCGGAGUCAGGCUGUGGCGCUGAAGAAUCACACUUCCUGUUUACUCGCGGUGCUGCCAGGGUCGCCAUAAGAUUUGAGUACACUCGAAAAAAUGAACAAGCCUCGCAAAUGGGACUUCUUAGAAAAUAUCUCGAGCAGAGGGAAAAUGGCGUACAAAAGGAUAAACCGUGGGAAACUCGUGGUUGUAUCGCAAACGAAAAAAUAUCUGCGUUACUUGCUAAUUACGUUUAGUGACAUGAAAACUGUUUCACAGUUCCAUGUGCUCGUAAAUAAAACUGCAUAAAUUGAUACCGGUGAUGUAGCAAGAGACGCAAUGGGGCAGUUGGCGACAAACGGACACAGCAACUUCAGUUCCAUCAGCAGUGAGUCGCUGCCGUACGGCACGGAGACCGACCUCUGCGCCGUCGCGGAUGAACCUAAGUACCCAAGCAGUCUCGGCAUCACCCUCGCAGUCCCCGAAUGGGAAGCCAUCUGCACGGCCAUAGUCUUAACCCUCAUAAUAAUCUCCACAAUAGUAGGAAACAUUUUGGUAAUCCUCAGCGUAUUCACCUACAAACCCCUUCGAAUUGUUCAAAAUUUCUUCAUCGUCUCCUUAGCGGUGGCGGACUUGACAGUGGCGAUACUGGUCCUACCUCUAAACGUAGCAUAUUCCAUAUUAGGACAAUGGGUCUUCGGUAUAUACGUGUGCAAGAUGUGGUUGACCUGCGAUAUUAUGUGUUGCACUUCAUCCAUUUUAAAUUUGUGCGCGAUUGCUCUAGACCGGUACUGGGCUAUCACAGAUCCUAUAAAUUACGCACAAAAGAGAACCCUCGAAAGGGUACUUUUCAUGAUUGGCAUAGUGUGGGCAUUGUCACUGAUUAUUAGCUCGCCACCACUGCUGGGUUGGAAUGACUGGCCCGAAGUAUUCGAACCCGACACCCCUUGCCGCUUGACCUCUCAACCGGGUUUCGUCAUAUUCUCCUCAUCAGGCUCCUUUUAUAUCCCGUUAGUUAUUAUGACUGUAGUAUAUUUCGAAAUAUACUUGGCGACAAAAAAAAGACUGAGAGAUCGAGCUAAAGCCACUAAGAUCAGUACAAUAUCUAGUGGCCGAAACAAAUGCGCCCCUCGAGAGAGUGACCAUAACGACCAAGACUCGGUCAGCUCGGAAGCGAACCAUAAUGAGCACCCAGGCGUCACGCGCCUCAUGUCAGAUAGCGAAAAGAAAAAACCUUCCAAAAAAUCUAACUCGAAAAAGAAACCAAAACGGCGAUACUGGAGCAAGGAUGAAAAAACUCAAAAUAAGCUGAUGAUUCCUAUCCUGUCAAAUGAAAACUCGGCAACUGAUAUAGCUGAUAACGAGAAUAGGAACACGUCCUCAGAAAGUAAUUCAAAAGAGACUCAUGACGAUGAAGUGGAAGUCGCAGAGCCGGUUAAUAAAAAACCGCCACAGAAGCCUCGACUAAUCCAACAGAACACCGUGUAUCAAUUCAUAGAAGAAAAACAGCGGAUCUCUUUAACUAGGGAACGCCGCGCAGCGCGCACUCUAGGUAUCAUAAUGGGUGUAUUCGUCGUAUGCUGGCUCCCUUUCUUCCUUAUCUACGUGGUUAUACCAUUUUGUGCUAGCUGUUGUUUGUCCAACAAAUUCAUAAACUUUAUUACCUGGCUCGGUUACAUUAAUUCGGCGUUAAACCCUUUAAUAUACACCAUAUUUAAUAUGGACUUUAGAAGGGCCUUUAAAAAACUACUUUUUAUAAAGGCAUAGCUAUCAUAUUUGGUGCCAAAGACUGUAAAAAAUUGUGUUUAGGGUGUAUAAGGCGCUUAAUAAUUUUGGAAGCCGCUGGUUUGCUCAAAUUAAAUAGUUUCAUGAAUCAUUGAUAUUGAUAUUACAUAAGUGUAUAAAUAUGAUUGGACUUCAUAAAGAUACUCAUUACCCAUUGUAAAUACGAUAAAUGUUGAAUAGAAUUUAAAAUUUCUUGUACAGAAGUGGUAAGAUUCGCAUAAAAAUAAUAUUAAAAUAUCUAACUUAAUGUUACUCUAAAUUGUAUUCUAGAGUGUACAUCAAUACUCACUUACAGGUUUUAAAUUGUGCAUAGCACAGUAGCUGCUGUAAGAAAUGCUUCAAUGUAAAUAUUUGUGGUUAGUUAAAUAUCGAAUUUAAAAUUAACGAAUCUUUACAUAAUGUCAACGAAUGCGUUCUUAUAUGUAACAUUGUAAAUACAUAUCUUUAAAAUGAUUUGAUCAGUAUAAUAAUGUUUCAGAAUUAAUAUUAUUUUCGCAUUGUUGAUUACGCCAUUAUGUUGAAUCUGUAGGUACAUGUUUGUUGUUUUUAAACUUAUAUCCCUUUAAAAUAGUUUGAGCCCGUAUUUUGAAAGGGAUAUUAACAGCAGUUUUUAUUGUUUGGAUUUUAAUAAAGUAUUAAUUA